CGCAACAGCAGCUUUGUUACAGGGUAGAGCGUGUUAGUUUGUACUCAGCUGUUAAAGAGUACGGAGUGCCUCUUGUCAUGAAAUUUGAAAGCUACGGUUUUAAUAUAUAAGGGACAUAAAAUCUUAAUACCGCCAGCUUUGGAUUAAAAGGGGGAAGCAGGAUCUUCCGUUGUACAGUAUUGACAGGAUUUGAAUUUUCUGUUGGGUGCUGUCUUCCUCGUUGCAUUAACUAGAAUCCUCAAGACUGGAUCGACUGCAUCCUUUAUGAUAAAGGGUGAUCAAGGAAAGGGAUUCUGCUGAAGCGUCUGAAGAAAAAUACCCGCCGAACAAGCUCUGCAACAGCACAGUCGGUUUGGAAGAAACCAAAAUGGGAUUUUAGUAUUUCGCAGUGUGGAGAACUGGGACGCAGUCUGCCCUGUUUUGCUCUUUGAAACGGGAGCUGUAUGGCAGAGCGCUGGACUGUCUCUACUGCGACCAUAUAAGCAGUGGUAUGGUCUUCUCAUGAGGACGUUGCAAGGGAACACUUCAUUGAAUGAGGACACGUUUUACAUUCAGCUGUAUUUAUAAUAUUCAGUUCAUUGUUCUGAACAUCUGAAAACCAGAUCCAUUUCCGAAUCUUCACUGAGCUCAAAUGCAUUUAAUUGAAAACUUAUGAUUUUUAAGUGAGGUGCUAUAUACAGUUAAGGCAUAAAUAUAAUACCCGAAUACUUUUUAAAAAUGGGAAACAGUUUUUCCAAUAUAUCCGCUUUUCAGUCCCUUCAUAUAGUUAUGCUUGGUCUGGACUCCGCUGGAAAAACAACCGUUUUGUACCGACUUAAAUUCAACGAGUUUGUCAACACCGUGCCCACCAUUGGAUUCAAUACGGAGAAGAUUAAACUAAGCAACGGGACGGCCAAAGGUAUUAGUUGCCACUUCUGGGAUGUUGGGGGGCAGGAAAAGCUGCGGCCUCUUUGGAAAUCCUACAGUCGGUGUACGGAUGGCAUUAUUUAUGUUGUGGACUCUGUGGACGUGGACAGGUUAGAGGAAGCCAAAACAGAACUUCACAAAGUCACCAAGUUCGCGGAGAACCAAGGAACGCCGCUUUUGGUGAUUGCCAACAAGCAGGACCUGCCGAAGUCUCUUCCAGUAGCUGAUAUUGAAAAACAGCUAGCACUUCAUGAGCUAACCCCGGCGACCACAUACCAUAUCCAACCAGCUUGUGCCAUUAUUGGAGAAGGACUGCACGAGGGAAUGGACAAAUUGUAUGAAAUGAUUGUGAAAAGGAGAAAAUCCUUGAAGCAGAAAAAGAAGCGAUAACGAUUUCCCUGUCGCUGUUCUCAAGAAGCUAACGAACUAUAUAUAUAUACUUUUCGGGUAAUAUCUUAACGUACCCAAAUUGAAAUGUUUACUUUGCAGCGAUUUUUUUUCGUUAACGACAAAAUUACUGCUUUUAAGACUCCGUGGCAGUAUGGUUAAUUGCACGCAAGGUGUUUAGAGGGUGCUGUGUGUCAUCGACGUUUAACCAAAAAUGCAUUAUUACUAUUGAACGGGCUGGCCCUGUUUGAUGUUUGCUGCUUCUUACUGGAUUCUAAAUGUAGCCUGACAAUUUAUAUUUAGGAGUUAAUUAAAGCACUGUGACAGUGUCGGGACAUUCCUGAUAAUACUAUUCUUCACUGAAUCUAAAUGGAUGGCUUGUUUUAAAAGUUUUUUUUUUACUUGCACGUGACGUGGAUGUAAAUUAUACCUGAAGUCGACCUAAAAUCAUGGCCCACUUUUCCGAUUUCAUAAAUGUAAUCAAAUGGUAGAGUCUAUAGUUAUUUGGCGCCUGGUCUAGGUCCAAAUCUGAAGUCAAAAGCGCACCAUGGUCUCUGCAAUGACAUUGUCUUGCCACUGGACCAUAGUGGGGUUACAUUGUACCUGUCUGCUUUGUUAAAAAACACUGUUGUGUUUUUCAGUGUUGCCUGCAGCAUUGUCCAGAAUUGUAGCAAACACCUCUUUGCACUUUUUUAAUGAAAUAGUUUAGUACUACACUGUAAAAUAAGUGAGACUGUUUAUGUAUAGAGAAAAAAAACCGAAAUAAUUUAGCAGUAUUUUUAAAUUAAAAUCUUUAAAAGCAACCUGCUUGUAGUACCUUGUAUUCAUCUUAUAAAAUAAUCUAAAAAUUUUAAGGAUGGUUUAAAAACAUGAUGUGUGAAAACUAAUACAUUGACAUUUUUUUUUCUUAUCAGAAGUGACAUCAUUACACUUUUUAACUCUAGACAUGGACAUGUGUCACAAGGAAUCACUUGACUAUUGUUAGGAAUUGCUUUUGAGUUUCAAGAGAAGCACAGGUCACAAACAAGAGGGGACCUUCUAGGCCAUUUGCCUUGUUUGGUUGCCAGUUAUUAGUUGAUCUGGGAGUCUCAUGCCGCCAUUUUCUCAAAGAAGCUGGGGUGUCUGCUUCAAUUGUGUGGCUGGGUAGCUUGUUUACAGCUGUGUUAAGAAAUGAAACCUAUUCUUAGCUUUAAUUACACUUUCCCUUAGUUUCAAUUUGUGUCUUCUGGUUCACUUACCUACUGCUGACUAUGAAAAAGCCCAUCAGGUUGACUGUUGUUGCCUUUGAGGAUUUUAGAUACUUGAAACACAUCCCCAGGUAGUCAUAACUGUUUGAUGUUUGUUGGUUUUUGACAUACCUUUAAAAAUCUGGUCAGUCUUCUAUGGACUGAUUCCAGAGCUACUCUUUUUUUUUUUACAACAGGGGCCAAUAUCUUAUGAAAUUACUGAGUUUUUAAGCAUCAGUAGUUAUCGUCUGAAAUGGUAACCUCUUCUAAAAACUGACAUUAAACAUCAGAUAAUUUGGUUAGAAUUGGGUAGAAAUAGGUAUUAUGGUUAUACCACGGUGCUUCGGUAUUGUAAGGCGUAAGAUUCUGAGUAUUACUGAACAAAAUUGCCAGAUGUUCCCCCGUGAAGAAAAUUUCUCAGGAAAUAGUGCUUAUUCCAUGUGUUCUGCUAACUUUAAGUGUGUUUUAGAGUGUGCCACAAUUACACUCAAUAACAAAGUCUGCCAACAAUACGUUACAAAAAAUAUAUUGUUUUAUUGUUGGAUAUGUACCUUACAUGAACUUGACAAACCUCUUCUGAUUAUUUAAGUUUGUUGUAUGCAGAUCCCAUACAGGUUGUAUGUUUAUAUGCUUUUGACCCUUUACUAGGCUGGUCUAUAGUGGUAUACUAAAAUUUGUCAAAUGACCAUGAGUCCUAGUAAUUUCUAGUUAAAAUACAGAAAAGUGGGUCUUAUUUUCCAUAAUAUGGAUGUCCCCUCCAUGCCUGAUGCAGAUUGUAAUUAGAAUAAAACAGUUCCUAAGUAAAAGAGCUACACUUUUAAGAUGAAAGAAUAAUUCAGUUUGGUACCUUGAAAAUGUCAGCAACCCAUGAAAUGCAUUUGGGUUCAUACCAGUGUUAAUUGGGAUGUUAAUUUGCCAUACCUGCAAUAGACUAUUUUUCUGAAUUGUUACUUUUUAAAAAUUGAAACACUGAACGUUUGUAUAGACUGUUUCUCAAACUCGAAUAGAUAUUCUACUAUGUAACACUCUGCACAUAUCUCAUGGUUUGCACAAAAACAACUGUGAAUAUUUUUAUUUGUAAUAAAGAUAUCUCCAAGUUGUCAUUAUAAUUCCUCUGCAAAAAACA
Molecule: messenger RNA, 3645 nt
Organism: Lepisosteus oculatus (spotted gar)
Lineage: Eukaryota; Metazoa; Chordata; Actinopteri; Semionotiformes; Lepisosteidae
Gene: arl4ca
Product: ADP-ribosylation factor-like 4Ca
Biological process (GO): endocytic recycling; intracellular protein transport
Cellular component (GO): plasma membrane; cytoplasm
Molecular function (GO): GTPase activity; GTP binding
Source: RefSeq, a predicted model, not a curated record